CAUUGAUAAGAAUGUUUAAUUCGAAUAUCUUCGAGGUGAAAAUGUAUUUGCUUAACGUAUUAAUGAAAAUAGGGAUAAUAACUCUGGUGAAUGUUUACAGCCGAGCCAGAUAUGAAAAUAUAUACAAAAUAAAAGAAUACAAAACGAUAAAGGUAGAAUAUUUUCCACUUGGCAACGGGGAAAUCUUUGUUGUUUUCCCUACGCCGUUAUUGAAAAAAAAGGAAUUUCGAGUCAGUAGAAACUCUACCAUCUUUUCGGCUGCGACGAAAGUCUACCUGUGCAAAGGGAGGAAAAUACAAAAGUCUCACCUGAAAAACUUUCACAGAUUGUUCUUUGUAGAAGUAUACGAUUUGAAAAAAGUUGAAUACAAAUUUGUACGGCGCAAUAGAAAUUUCAUCUGCAACGAAGUAACGAAUGAUACCGAAUCAGGAAGAACCGAUUGCAAUCACGCAAAACUGAUGGAAAAUAUAUUAAAUGUCAAGAAUACUAAAAGCAAUAGAAGAAGUUGUUCCUUAGAACUCUUGGCUGACUACACGUAUCUUACAAGAAUGGGUUCUGACAGCACCAGAGUAGUGGCACAGAUGAUGUUCUACGUCAUGAACGCAAAUUACGUCUUUAAAAAUUUAGACAUAGACCAAGAUGGAAUUCCUGAUAAUAUAGGGUUUAAUGUGGAAAAAGUUACAGUUUUCGGAGAUGAAAACAGUCCUAACUAUCCUUUUCGGCCAAAUACAAGCUACACUCAUACGACGUAUUUAGAUCAUUUAACUCGAUAUUCUCAUCCCUAUUGCAUGCUGAUCUGCUUUUGUCAUAGGGAUUUCGGGACCGAAUCGACGUAUUCGGUUGGAAAAGUGAGAAAGAGAGGAGGAAUAUGUUCCCAUGUAGGGCCUGAAGAUGCCAAGAUAAUGAAUAAUGUGGGUUUCGUUACGGAUAUAGAACAUGGAUUUCUAUUGCCAAAAGUUGAAGUAGCCGCCAAUGUACUUCACCAAUUAGGACACGCAUUUGGUUGCCCGCACGAUCCUGAAAAUUGUAAACUAAAUGAUACCAACAUCAUGCAUCCCGACAUUCCCCUUUGGGCAACUUCGAGCAAUUUGAAAUUUUCUCCAUAUUGCAAGAGAAAAAUCCGACAAUACUUACAAAGUAAAGAAAUAGAUUUCUGCCUGAAGACACUGCAAAGAUCAGUGUGUGGAAACGGAAUUGUGGAGGAAGGGGAAUCCUGCGAUUGCGAUGAUUCUACCGGUCAAUGUGACAUAGAGAAGACGUGCUGUACGUCUAGAAACUCUCCAUUACCAUGCACGAUUCAAGAAGAAAAGGACUGUUCUCCCGCUACAGACGAAUGUUGCGAUUUGAAUUGCAGAAUGAAUACGCGUGGAGGCGUAAAGUGUUUCAGCAACGUACCGUGUUACAACACUUCCAAUGUAUGUAGUAUAAAGUCGCCAUUUUGUCCGUUGACACUGGAGCCAGACCAAACACCUUGUUUAGGAACAGCCAAAACUUGUCGUUCCGGAAAAUGCAUCAGCAACGUCUGCGAAGACAAUAAGCUAAAAAGUUGCGAUUGUUUGCCUCUAAAAUGGGAAUGUCACGUUUGUUGCGAAAGUAAACCUAAAAUCUGUCAAAGUGCCGAGUCGCUCGGUUACGUUCCGUCCAAUCAUCAAGUAUACGUAAAAGCAGACGGAUCGCAUUGCGAUAAGAAUUUUGGAAUUUGCACGAGUGACGGGUACUGCGCUUCGAAGAAAAGUUACAGUUUAUGGUACUAUAUGUCACCAUUGCCUUUCAUUGUACUAAUAAUUGUAGCUUUGCUAUAUCUUCCCGGAAAAUCGAAACCGAAGGACACCGAAGACGUUCUAACGACAAUACAAAAGAAAAAGGUAGUCAAAUCGCAACAGAAAUCUAAAGAAGAAAAGCGAUCGCCAAUUGAAAACAUCAAACAGCGAAUGUCUUCCUUGGGCUUAAAGUCCAAAGGAGGUGCACAAUUACCUACACAAGACGAAGAAGAAACUCAAUCGCCUACUCGAGUCAAGAAGAGGACAAAAUUGCCCAUUAGAGUCAUGCAAAAGAAGACACCAGUGAAGAGCAUCGAGCAAGAAAUUCAGGGCGAACAAUCCUUAGACCAAAGCCAAGUCCAACAAGAAGAUCAAUCGACUGAUCGAGCAAAUCGAGCCAAGAAAACGAAAGUAAUUGUCAAGAAAAAGAGGAAACCGACGUCAUCAGAUGAUAAAAAUUGAAUUAUAAUCACUUUAAUUCGGUCAUAUUCUAGCAUUGUGAUCAAUUUUAAUUUCUGUAAUUAGAAAUAAAUAAUUUUAUAUGUCAUGGAAAUUUAAUCGUGUUUGUUUUUGUUCAUCUCACACAACUAUAAAUUCUUGUAUGAACAAUAUAUAAUAAUUUCUAUGUUAUUGGGCUGUAAUCUGAAAAAUAUGUAGACCUAUAAAGGCUUAUUGUCAUUCGUCUGUCCGUCUUUCCUCAAUCUCGA
Centruroides sculpturatus (bark scorpion) is the source of this 2467-nucleotide messenger RNA. Its product is annotated as disintegrin and metalloproteinase domain-containing protein 10-like. The coding region runs from base 12 to 2222 and encodes 736 amino acids. Gene Ontology annotation, molecular function: metalloendopeptidase activity. Lineage: Eukaryota; Metazoa; Arthropoda; Arachnida; Scorpiones; Buthidae. The record is from RefSeq and is a predicted model, not a curated record. The transcript is spliced from 5 exons. Gene Ontology annotation, cellular component: plasma membrane. Gene Ontology annotation, biological process: membrane protein ectodomain proteolysis; Notch signaling pathway.